AUGCUGUCGGUGAGCAAGCCGACGUCUUUAGUCCAGCAGAAGAAACAGCAGUGGGCGCGGGAGAGAGAGGAGAUGUCCCAGUUUUACUUACCGUGGGGUUCCGGAGAACGAUACACCAAUCGCUUGCAAGUACGGAACCAAUUUGCAAGCAGCCUUGAGCUGCACAAGCAAUCCUCUUAUGAUUAUCAAGAACCAGUGGUGGUGCAACGACAAAGAAGCCCCAGCCUGCCGCCUAUUCACCACAUUGAAAUAGGCAAACAAAUUAAAGAAGAACGAAAAACGAAAGAGAUUUUAAAUCGUAAUAUUUCAAGUGCGAAAAGAUUCGCUUUUUACGACGAAGACGGCGAAGGUGAUACUUCCGGAUACGGAAGUGAAACUGUCAAUCACAUGAAUAUCAGAAAUCAGUGUGGCAGCAACAACAAUAACGACCCUGUAGUUGCGUGGCAACAAGAUACAAAGGAAAACAGAAAACAAAAUAUAACUGGGCGCGCUACAGUGACAGAUGGUUUAUGGUCAGCACGUAGCCCAGGACCGGUGGAAGAAGGCCGACCUCGAUGGGGAGAUCGUGGAGUAGCUACGGGAAGGUUGUGGGAACCAACAGCACCUAAUGCAAGACUGCCGCAGAUGCAAAAUCAAAAGAAAGGUACACCGUCAUGGGUGGAGCGUGGAUUAAAUAUGAUAGAUAAUGCAUCAGAUGUUCUAGUUAUCGAUCAAAGAAGUUCAACAAACUCAGGAUUAGAAUGCGAUAGGUCUUCAUACAAUGGAAGCGAUGAAGGAAAAACUUUUCUUCGGGGUCAAAAUGUACCUAUAGAACCAGAAGUAAGAGCUCAACGUGAAAAUAAACGUAUUAAGGCCUUAGAACUUCAAUCAGCUAUUUUAAGCCAGUUAGAAGACCGUGAAAAGAGACGCCAAGAAGAAAGGGAAAGGGAGUUGAGAGAAGAACGUUUGGAAGAGUUACGCAUACAGAGACAACAAGAAGAAGACAAACUUAAAAUGGAAGAAGAAAAAAGAAAACAUGAACAAAAGCAAGUAUUAGAACAGCGUAAACUUGAAGCAUUAAAGAAGGCGCUAGAAGAGGCGGAAAAAAAGGCAAAGACUGAAAAAGAGAAAAAAUAUAUAUGUCAAAAACAAUUAGUAAAUCCAACAGCAACCGUAUCUGAAGAUAAUAAAGUAAAUUUCGUUGAAAAUACUGUAAUGGCUGAUACUAUCCCAGUCAGUGAAAUUAUAAGUCCUACCAAAACUGGUAGAACUUAUGAAAUUAAUUCUCCUAAAAGUCAGAAAAAGGACUGUAAUUCCCGACAAUCCGCUUUUAGCUCACCAAGAUCUUUGGGUACCGGGAAUGUUAACUUAUUUAUUCAUAAUGUACCCCCAGUAGCACUAACAGAUAGUCAAUUCAAUAUUAUACCUCUUGGUAUUAAUGGACAUGGGGAAAUUGUAAGUACCCAACCCAAUAGCUUACAAUUAGCUGUUUUGGUGCCACAAAACUUAAGUAAUCAUUUAUAUGGUAUAUCAAUAAGUUCUCUAAUCAAUAGUGAUUUAACGGACACACAGGACAAAGUUUUGACACCACAAAAGUACCGUACCUUGAGGACAAGAGAUGUGUUUACUCAAACUGAAACAGAUUUAUUACGUUACAAAGUCGAUAAAAACGUUGAAACAAUUGAUAUGGAAAGAGAUAUAGAUAAGGACUACCCUAAUAUUGAUGAAAAUGCGCCACAGGAUGGGAAUCGGAAUAGUUUAAAAAAAGAGAGACGUUUGCGAUCAGAGGACAGGUACAAAAAGGAUAUUGAAAAUCGACCCAAAUGGGGCGCUAAUAAACCAAUUGCACAAUACAAAAAACAAAGCGAAAAAGAUCCGUUUUAUUGUCAAAAGCGAAAGGUUCGGCAGAAAUAUCGACCACAUGCACGGCAAUACAUGUCUCAAUCUAGUGAAGAUAGUCGGUCUCCAAGUCCCCCAACUAGGUCAGAAAAAACCACAGAAAGUAGUUUUAAACAACGCAAUUCUCUAACUCAGUCAUAUUGGAGAAAGAAAGGAUCCAAUCAAGAUUAUUUGCGAAAUAGUAGCGGUGUAGAAGUUUUAAAUACUGAUGUACCAGAAUUUUGUUCUCUUGACCAAAUUACAGGUGACAAAUCAGAUCAAAAUAAGUUAACGAAAAGCGUGCAAGUACCUGUGAUAAUGUCAAAAUUGGAUGAUUUAUUUGAUAAAAAGAAAGAUGAAGCACCUAUGCUUGAUUUAUCCAAAACCAUUAUCAAUACUGCUGAAGAGUAUAGAGCCGUCCUAGACAAAGUUCCGGAGUUCAAAACUAGACCCGAAAAGGUGAGAGCUGAAGAUAUUAAAAUCAAAGAUAGACCGGAGGACCAAAAAACAAAGACACUUAAAAAAGAAAUAAGGGCAUAUGAAAAACUUGGCACCCGUGGAUAUGAAGAUAAACAUUUCACGUUCAUGGAUCCAAUACCGGUAGAAAUGCGGGGCUUGAAAUUCGAAGAGCUAUGUGCCGUACCAAUAGAGUGGCGAAUGCUUACGUCUGUUAGACCUAAGUCUAAACUAGAUGAAGAAUAUUUUAAUAGGUUAAUUGAACUGCGCAAGUCGGAACUAAGAACCAAGGCCCGAGACAAGAGGGAACUGGCAAAAAACAAUAUGAUUAGAAAAACGAAAAACCGUUCGGGCGUGACGGAAACUAGAAUCUUGUCUUGCUCGGAGUGCGGUGAAGAAUACUGUAAUGGUACAAUGUGCAACAUAACGAAUUACGACAUGUUUGCCCGUCUAAAAUUAGAAGUUGAGCCAAAGGUAAUAAGACAUGUGGCGCCACCAAACGCUCCCGGCAAACUACGAAAGCUGCGCAAGAGGAUAAGAAGAAAGCCCCGCAGCAAAAGCGCCGCACCACCGUUGAUACACAAAGCUUCUAGAAACAAGACUGGGGCUAAAAGCGACUCUGAACUUUAA
Parnassius apollo (apollo) is the source of this 2943-nucleotide messenger RNA. The record is from the annotation of a GenBank genome assembly. NCBI's taxonomy places the organism in Eukaryota, Metazoa, Arthropoda, Insecta, Lepidoptera, Papilionidae.